UAUGUAUAUAAAUUUUUGGAAUCAGGGAUUGGUGAUCAAAAUUUUAGUUAAAUACGAUAUGGAGAAAAAAUCAUCCAAAGGCUCAAAAUCUACAUGGGAAUCUAUGGGAGGCAAAGAAAAUUGUGAAUCCAAAAGAGAGCGUAAUGUUAGAGACUCCAAAGUUCUUAAGGAUGCUAGGGAGAAAAGGAGCGAACAAAGAAGCGAACGUGGUUUAAAGACUGAACAUGAAAGUAGAAGAGAGCAUGAUCGCGAAAGCAGAAGUGAGCGCUACUCGAAAUCCGAUCGCGAGAGACGAAAAGAUAGCGACGAAAAAUAUUAUGAGAGUAAAAUUGAACGUACUUCACGAAACGAAUUAGCGCAUCGAAGACAGCAUGAAUCAAAAAGCGAACGUGAAAUAACCAACGUCAAAAGUUCGAGGGAUAUGAGAGCUGUUAAAAGCGAUCGUGAAUCAAGAGAUAUGAAAAGGGGCAGUGACAACAAAACAAAGAAGCCAGAUCACAAAACACUGAUGCAAGACAUUAAAGAGCUAAUAAUGCGUGCGCUAGAGUGCGAACUGAGCGGUCAUGUGUUAGAGGCACGCAUGCUAUACGAAGAAAGUCUCGUAAAACUGCAAAUCUGCACGGACAACGAACAAAACGAAGACAUGUUAGAUAGUUACAGAAAAUAUCUCAGUAGUUACGAAAAGCACGUGCAGCGUCUGCGUGAUCAAAUCGAACAGAACUUGUUCAGCUGCAAGAUUACGGAACAUAUCGCCAUCACGGAGGGUUCACGGGGCCGCAGCUAUGAAAAGCUAAUCGGCUGCUAUUUGAACGAAAAAGUAUCGGUGGUGCAUAUUUACGAACCAUGUCUCACUCAAAGCUGCCAUCUGGAACAUUUAAUUAACUUUGUCGAAGUGCUUGUGAAGAAUUGUCCAAAUCUGAUGUUCUUGCGUGUAAUUACUCGCGCUAGUCCUAAGUCCAGCAAUCUGCAAAAGGAUGUGUUAAAUGAUUUGCGCGAAGAGUUGGAGAGUGGCAAUAUUUCGUUCAACUACCAAUUCGACGAACAAUUAAAGAAGCCGCGUAUUGUUUUCAACAAUGGUGUAGUAAUACGCUGUAGGCGCGGUUUACAUAUUUACAAGCCAUUCACCAAGUACUACAAGUUGGGUCUGUACGAUUUUGACUUUCGGCGUUGCGAAAGCGCCGAGGUGGAUAUUUAUCAAGGCAAACCCUUCUCCGAAUCUAUUUCGAAGGCGGACAGAACGGAUCUAAUGGAGAGUUUAUUGCACGCUUAGGAGCGAAAUAAAUCGGAAUAUUAGAAAUUAGUCAAGUUCUUAUAAUAGACGGUAAUCAUAGU
Messenger RNA from Bactrocera tryoni, 1332 nucleotides. RefSeq names its product MIT domain-containing protein 1-like. The record is from RefSeq and is a predicted model, not a curated record. Bases 2 to 1270 code for a protein of 422 amino acids. The transcript is spliced from 2 exons. Lineage: Eukaryota; Metazoa; Arthropoda; Insecta; Diptera; Tephritidae.